CGGGCUGGAGCAGAGUCUCGUGUCCGCGGGUUUCUAUAGGACCUCCAGCGCGCGCUCCGCUUUCGGCACGGCGAGCGUCACGCGCGUCUCCGCCUGUGAACUCGGAGCUCGUGCGGCCGGUUUUCCUCUUUUCCUCUUCUGUUCUUUUUUCUCUGGCCGCUGAACACUUUUUCAUCUUUUUUUUUUCACCCCCCUCUUUCUCGGAUCUAUACCGCUCGCGCGGAGAGUGUGCGUGCUACGUGGAGUGCGUGAGGGAGCGUGUGCGCGCGCGUGUGAGUGAGCGUGUGGAGAUGUGGCGCGCGAGCAGACCGCGGCUGGCCCAGCUGCGCGCCUCCUUUUUCCGACUGCUGUGUCUUCUGCCCGCAGGAGUGUCAGUGCGGAGCGCGGACAUGCAGCGCGCGACAGACAACAUCACCAUCAGACAGGGGGACACGGCCGUCAUCAGGUGUUACGUGGAUGACAAGGUCUCCAAAGUGGCCUGGCUUAACCGCUCCAACAUCAUCUUUGCCGGGGAGGAUAAAUGGUCCCUGGACCCUCGCGUGGACCUGGUGACCAAGGGCCAGCUGGAGUACAGUCUUCGCAUCCAGAAAGUGGACGUGUAUGACGAGGGGCCCUACACCUGCUCCAUCCAGACCAAGCAGCAGUCCAAGACCUCCCAGGUCUACCUCAUCGUCCAAGUUCCCGCCAACAUAUACAGAGUUUCGGAGGACAUCACUGUGAACGAAGGCAGCAAUGUCACGCUGAGCUGCCUCGCUAACGGCAGGCCAGAUCCCUCCAUCACCUGGAGGCUGCUCAAUCCAUCAGCAGAGACUCUGGAGGUGGGCGAGUAUUUGGAAAUUUAUGGAAUCAUGCGCACUCAGGCCGGACGCUACGAGUGCAAAGCCAGCAACGACGUAGCAACGCCUGAUGUCAAAUACGUCAAUGUGGUCGUCAACUAUCCACCUUUCAUUAAGCUUGCUAAAAGCUCGGAGACGCAGAUGGGCCGUUUGGGUGUCCUGCAGUGUGACGCCACAGCCGUGCCUAAACCAGAGUUCGAGUGGUACCGAGACGACAAGAGGCUAUCUAAUAUGCAGGGCAUCACCAUUCAGAUCGUUGGUACUCGCACCCUUUUGCUGGUAGCCAACGUCACAGAAGAUGAUUACGGAAACUACACCUGUGUGGCCACCAACCGACUGGGAAGACACAACGCUAGCGUGUUCCUUUACAGACCUGGAACUGGACGGGACAUCAACGGCUCAGCAUGCAUCUGUCUGUCCAUGUGGCUCCUCGUGCUGCCCCUCCUCCUGCCUCUACUCAAUUGUUAAUACUCAGCGCUGCAGUCUUUCACCACCACCUUUCUCUCUUUCUCUUCCUUAUUCUCUCUCUCUCUAACCCUCUCUAUCCCUCUCUCUCCUCUUCUCUCUCUCUCUCUCUCUCUCUCCCAGACUGUUUGCAUUACCAUCCUGAACGUACCGUGCCUCAAAGCACGCAAAACUAGGUACACUUACAAUUCAAAAAGAGGAACGGGACGGGCUGUUAACGUGUGGCAGUGUUGAAAAAGUACAAAAAAAAAAAGAAAACUAAAAAAGAAAGGAAUCCGAAACCGGAGAAGAAGUAGAAAGAAGGCAGUGCUCUUUCUAAGACAUGAUAAUUGUUAUCUUUACUUGUCGAAUCCCCGUUUUCCACUGUCCUGGAGGUUUUUUUUGUUUUUUGUUUUUUUUUUUAUUCCAGGUUUUUAGUUUGGCUCGCCUCUUCUCGCGCCAUCCUGAGAACUAGCAGAGCAGAAAACUUGCACAUUAGCGAGAGUUUGGACUCUCAGCCGCGUCGCUCAACAAUCAUCCAGAUAUCCAGAGCGCUAAACUUUGAUAUUGUACUCUCCGAUCUUUACAGAUGUCUUCGGUAUUUGCCAAAAUGUGUAACGUAAGCAAUGCAGAGAGACGCUAGUAAAGGAACAAAAUACGAAAAAAGAAAAAAAAAAGCUCCCGUUUCUCAGCAGGAAGACAUAUAAGCUACAGCAACCAGCGCUAAAAGCAUCACCAAAUGGAAAACAGCCAGUUACCCCACUUUCGGAGCAGCGUAGAGUUAGCGCACUGAUCACGAUUCGCAAGCCGGACACCAAAUCUUACUGCAGUUAGUUUGCUAGCGUGCUAAAAUACGUAGCUGGGGGUCUACUAAGGGUCUGUGUGAGUUAGCUUAGCCAGCUAGCAGCAGAGUACCACACUCAGUUUCAUGGUUGGCCAGCUCUGUGCUAACAAAGGUGCUAGCUCCAUGCUAAAUGAGCAGUUUCUGCUGAAGAGGACGGUUGGGCUGAGCCUAGACUAAAGUCUAAAGCACCGGUCAGGAACCGAGCAGGCUGAGAAAAACCCGAUCAGCACAACGGAACCGCUCACUCAGACGUAGCCGGUUAGUCAAAACAAAUCGGGCAAGUAUGUAGCUCAGCCCCAGAUAGCGAGCGCCGGCUAAGCGGACAUCGGUUCGCUGGCGUCAGGACCACACUUCACUGCUGGUCCGACCUCGGACCACCCAGAUUACUGUCCUGCACACAAGAUCAUACCAGCUUUUAAUCUCCUCCAACAAAUCUUUUAGUUUUGGAAAAUAUACUAAGACAAUUAUUAUUAAAAAUUGGAGGAGGGGGGAUAAUUAAUAUCUACACCCAAUGAAAGUAAUUUUGCUGAAAAUGCUGUGCUACAGUUGUUUACAGCUGUAUAACCAGCUUUCUUCACGAUACCACUGUUAAAAUCACUUAUUACCCCCAUUUAUGAUCAAUAAAUGAUAACAAAAGAAAGAAAUUAAGGCAAAAUAACACUCUAGCUUAACGACUGGUGGGCCCAGAAAGCGCUGAGCACGAAGCUGCCAGCGGACCACCAGCUUUUGGGCUAACAGCGGCAUGAUAAGUUGUACUCUUGCUAUCUGGGGCAAUAAAAGCUGUAAAAACAAACUUGAAAUGCCUCCGUUUAGUCCAUUUUUGGUUGAUAACUGUGUCUAAAACCACAAAAGCAAGUCUACGUUACCAGCUCACUGUGGUUUGAAGCAAGUCUGUGAAGAUUUAGCCACACAGCUAAGUUUUUGUGCUACGUUAGCCUUGUAGCUCCAGAUGAAGCUACAGAGGCAGGAAAGCUGAGGCACCUCAGCUGAUCGACUACAUUUGCAGUGAAGGGAAAGUUGUGAAAAUGUGUUUAUUAUUAUUUUGGUAGUCAAAGCCAGCAAACCUGCUAGCCCUGCUGUUCCUGACAGGAGCUUUAGCCUGUUAGUUACAGUGCAUCGUGAUCGUGUUCAAAAUAAAAGUCUCUUGUUUCUCCGCUCCAUGACACUGUCCUCUGGUGAGGGGACGGUAAGAGUGGCCAGAAAGGACGGCGCAUGCCAAGAGAAGCUGAUCGUUGAAUAUAUAUAUAUAUAUAUAUAUUUUUUUUUUCAUCUUCUUUUAAGUGAAACCAGUGGUCUGUCGUCAUCUCUACACUUUAACAAGAGGCUUGUUGAUCUCGAUUGUCAACGCCACACCACUUUAACUGGUCUUUUAGGCAGGCGGGGCGGUUUCUGGUCACUAAUUCUUAACUGUGAAAAUCUCCCGGCUUGUUUUUUGUUUUUUUUCUUUCCCCUCCUCCUCUUCCAUCCGCUCCCCAUCCGCCAUUCGUGGACUAUGUACCAUCCAGCUAAUGUGUGCGUGACUCUAGACUGAAAUGUAUGACACCAAUGAAUGCUUUUGCUUGUUCUUCUGUUGUUUUUAUUCUUCUUUUCUCCUCUAUUCUCUGACAGAAAGCGGAGUGUUUUGUUGUUUUGCUUUAUUUUUCUUCUGUUCGUCCAUUACAAUUAACGUUGUGUAUAUAUCUACUUGAAUCCAUUGUCCUUAAAUAUAUAAAUAUAUAUAUAUAUAUUAAAAAAAAAAACAAUAAUAAUAAUGAUAAUAUAUUACGUCCAUGUUUCUUAAUAGGCUAGUGAAUUUGUUGAGGAUUAACUGUAAGUAAAACCGAUUAGGGUACGAAGAUUUUUAUUAUCGAGAAUUUAACACGGUACUAUAACCUGUGGGAAAACGGAUAGAGUUCCCUUUUUAAUUUCCUUUUUCCUUUUGUCUUUUUUUUUUUAAUAUAUAUAGAAUGUAAAUCUCCAUUAUGGAGGUGUUAGCAUUGAAAUGGGAAUACCUACACGCUUGUUGCCAAAAGUUAAAGUGGAAAAAAAAAUGAAAGAAGAAAUUGCGUUAGAUAAAAAAUGUCCUCACUUAUGACCGGCGUUUAUGUUUCGUAUCACGUUUAAAUGCGAGCGUUACGUACAUAUUAUACUUUCGAUGUGCGCAUUCAGGUUUGGAUGGCCAGGUUUGGAUAUUUGAUCCUGGAUUCUCUCUUUAAAUCUCUCUUCUCUCAAGACCCACCCACACCCAAGGCCUCUCGAGUGACUGAUCACUCAGUGAGCUGCCCGGCGGCUGAGUUUUAAUGCCUUGUUACGACCUCCCGCUCACCUGCUGUGUGUGUGCGUGAUCUUCGUCACAGUUUAGAGUAGGCUAGGCUACAUGCUAAAGCGGUCAGCGCAUGAAGGGCUAGCGAUCUCCUUUAGACCAGUUUUCCUCCGCCAAAUAUCCAAGGUUUUGUCCUUCAGUCUUGAAAAGGCCUUUCGGUAGCGAUCAGAUCCUCCUGCUCUAAACUGUGACGGGCGUGUAUUGUAGCUGAAUGCCAAUGUACAGCUGUCACUGCUGUCUAUAUGUUUGAUUCCAUGUUAAUACUUACAUAAGCUAUAAAAUCAUCUACUCCACGGCUGUGGUUGCAAGCCAGGAUGUCCAGCUAACAACGAUUGCUUUGUGUGUAGCCUUCCACCAUCCAUGUAGUCCAUUUCCUUUCGAUUCUUCUGGAUUUCUUGCACUCGAAGCAAAGAUUCAGGAGGUUUGGUUUUCCUUUUCAUUUGUAUAUGUGAACCUUAUUCGGCUAGGACUCUCCAGAAAGGGAAUGUCGUACUCGGACUUCUCAUGUCAGUAGUAAAUUCCAGAAACUUUUCCGCAAACUCUCAUUUCAAUGCAAUGAACAUUUUAUAACGGCUUUGGUUUAUUCUAAGAUUACUGCAAUCGAUUUCUAAAAAUCUUAUGUACUGUAAAGUACCCAUGAAAUGUUCAAUGAAAAAUGAAAUAAAGUCAUUUGAAUUUGA
Pygocentrus nattereri (red-bellied piranha) is the source of this 5106-nucleotide messenger RNA. Its product is annotated as limbic system associated membrane protein. Gene Ontology annotation, cellular component: neuron projection. The record is from RefSeq and is a predicted model, not a curated record. Bases 291 to 1304 code for a protein of 337 amino acids. Lineage: Eukaryota; Metazoa; Chordata; Actinopteri; Characiformes; Serrasalmidae. The transcript is spliced from 7 exons.